ACAUACGGCUUAUAUACAUAAUAAAUAAAAUCGAUCACGGUAAGGUAUCAUGGCGCUUGUGUAUUUUGAGGGGACAGUCAAACCAGCCGGAGGAAACCAUGACCCAGAAAGCGCCUCCCAUCGUCUACACAAAGCCAUACAAGGACUCGGAACCGACGAAAACGCCAUCAUCGAGGUGUUAGCCGGACACAUCAACUAUGAACGACAGGAAAUCAAGAAGAUGUACAAAACCAUGUUUGGACAGGAUUUGGUAGAGGACAUUAAAGGCGACCUAAGUGGGCUGUUUGAGAAGCUGUGUCUGUAUCUGCUGAUGCCGAGUCGUAUGUUUGAUGCCUACUGUCUGCGUCAGGCCAUCGAGGGUCUUGGUACUGAUGAAGGACGGCUCAUAGAAAUAUUGUGCAGCAAAACAAAUGGUGAAAUCCAAUCUAUUAAAGAGGAGUAUCAGAAAUUUUACAACAGGUCCUUGGAGGAUGACGUAAGGAAAGACACUAGCGGCCAUUUCCAGCACAUACUGAUCAGCCUAUUGCAGGCCAACAGGAGCGAGGAGCAGGAACUGGACGAUGCGAAGGUCCAAAAGGACGCCAAAGAUCUCUACGAGGCGGGGGAGAACAAGAUAGGGACCAACACCUCGGUGUUUAACGCAAUCCUGGCGUCCCGCAGUCCUCCCCAUCUCAAAGCAGUGUUUGAACAAUACAAAAGUAUCAGCCAGAUGGACAUAGAAGGAGCCAUCAAAGAUGAAACCAGUGGAAACCUGUGCAAAGCCUUUCUGGCAGUCGUAAGAUAUAUAAAAGACCCAAUGGAUUACUACGCGGGUUGUAUCAACAAGUGUAUCAAAGGUGUCGGCACCAACGACGAACGUCUGAUGCAGCUCAUCGUCUCUCGUUGCGAGAUUGACUUGAAGGACAUUGGAGAGGCUUACUUGAAGAAAUAUGGAGAGAGCUUACCCUUGGCAAUCAAAGGAGACACCAGCGGAGAUUACGGGAAACUUCUCGUGAAACUUGCCACUCCUACAGAAUAGCAUGGAUAGUGCAGACUUACAAGGAAUUGCAUCGUUUUUUGCUCUGCACUGACCAUUUAUACUGAGCACGCUGGGCUUCCUGGGUUCUAAACAAACCCUUUAUUAGUUCAUGACUGGUUGAAAUUGCCUUUUCUGAACAUUUGGUUUUUGAAAGAUAUAACAUAGUACAUGCUGUAGCGUUGGUCUCGGAACUGUGAAAGGCUCAUUUCAGAAUAAAGAAAAUGUCAAACGUA
This is a messenger RNA of Magallana angulata, 1251 nucleotides long. RefSeq names its product annexin A4-like. Gene Ontology annotation, cellular component: cytoplasm. The transcript is spliced from 9 exons. NCBI's taxonomy places the organism in Eukaryota, Metazoa, Mollusca, Bivalvia, Ostreida, Ostreidae. Gene Ontology annotation, molecular function: calcium-dependent phospholipid binding; calcium ion binding. The record is from RefSeq and is a predicted model, not a curated record. Bases 50 to 1018 code for a protein of 322 amino acids.